AUGCAGAAGAGCCAGGGACCCAAGUCCACGGCGCGGCGGCGCCCCCUGCGCGUCCUCUCCGGCAACAGGACGCCCCACGCUCCCCCGCCGGGGUCCCUUCGCCGCAAACCCGCCGCCGCCGCCGCGCCCGCCGCCGCCGCCGUGACCCCCUCCGCGUCCGCCGCCACGGCCGAGCCGGCGCUCGACCGCCUCCUCCUCGCCAGCUCCGGUCUCGCCGGCCUCGUGUCCCAGAUCGACGAGCUGGUCUCCAGCGCUCUGCAUUGCCAGAAGAUAUCCAGAAGAGGGGAACAAGAGAUCGAAUCCUUCAGCGCCUUCCUGUCAGACACCAACUCUUCUUUGAAGCAAUGGUCUUCGAGACUUAAGCAAGCGCUUGAAGCUUCUCCAGCCAGAACUGAGAAUGCAUCCAGGAAACCCGUGGAGGUCUUUCCAAAAUCUGCUGCAAAAGGGAAUGACAAGUUGUUCCCCAGCAACAGCAUCUUGCCCCAAGCAGGCCCGGCAACAUCAACUUCGCACAACUUGGUCUGCACCAGCAGCAACACCUUACCUGAGACCGACCUGAUUGUCUCGCCUUCACCGCUUGUUUCAUGGCGUACCGGGUCAUGCAUGGUCGAGAGUGGGAAGCAGUUAUUUCUCUUGACACCAUUGCCAAAGACAAAGGCAGGCUCAUCUAGGUGCCCAAGAUCAUCCAAAACGCAGUUGAAGACUGCUGCCAGCAUGGAUGAGCUGAAUCUUCCCAAUUUGCCUGUUUGGAAGCUGACCAUUUCUGAUGACAAUCGUCCUGAUCUGGAGCAAAGCGUGAAGGCAAAGGAAGCAAGGGCUACUGCGGCGACACCUCAUCUUAUUAAAGCGAAGCAAGGCUCAUCGGAAGACGGUCUGUCUUCGCCUUUUAGUUUCUCGAUUCAGAAGAGCAGGAUAGCACUGCCUAGUCCAUGCCUGAAGACAGCAUUGCGAGGCAAACAACGUGUGUUCUCUCCAAUAUCAGAGGGAUCAAGCAAGGAUGGUGUUCUCAGUGCUGGAGCAGCUGAGAGUGACAACAAGCCUUCUGCAGCCUCUGAUGACAUGUUGUCUGAUGAAAAGGAUCUGGCAUCAAGGUAUCCAGACAUGUAUGGGUUUAAUCUACCCGCUGGAGAUAUACGCCGAAGGAGAGAAGCUGAUGAGGCUCUUGACUGGUUUUUGUCACCCCCCAAGACCUGUGUGUUAAUGGAUCCCAGUCCAACAGAUGAUAAGCCUAUUCCAGUUCCAGCAAAGGACACUCCUUGGAAAGGUCUGGAAAGCAAUAAAAUGAAGGGGCGACAGGAACUUUCAGAUCACAAUUCCAUCCAAACUUCAACGGUGCAUAGGAAGGCCUUGCUUGGUACUCCCCGGAAAGGUUUGGAAAGUAAUAACCUGAAGGUAAGGCAGGAAGUUCCAGAUGACAAUCCCAUCCAAACUCCAGCUGUGCAUAGCAAGGCCUUGCUUGGUACUCCCUGGAAAGGCUUGGAAAGCACUAACCUGAAGGGAAGGCAUGCUGGUGAAACCACACUCAAGAAGGAACUCUGGACUAGAUUUGAGGCGGUCUCGACUAACGAUUUGCACUUCGACAAGUCAGUCUUCCAGAAGUCAGAUGGAAGACGUUUCAUUGACAUGCUCGAGGAGGAAUCAUGA
This is a messenger RNA of Lolium rigidum, 1644 nucleotides long. RefSeq lists its product as uncharacterized. The record is from RefSeq and is a predicted model, not a curated record. Bases 1 to 1644 code for a protein of 547 amino acids. The transcript is spliced from 3 exons. Lineage: Eukaryota; Viridiplantae; Streptophyta; Magnoliopsida; Poales; Poaceae.